GGAGGGGGAGAAUCCAAUCCGGUUUGAGCUAGUUUUUCUUCCAAUGGAACAUUAACGUCUCGCUGCGCUGUCUAACAUUGUACUGGCACAGCUUUAUCCUGAAUAUACCACUGUGUUUUCUCCCGUACUGACUUUUAUUUUGCUCGUUUUUCGUCUUUUUAAAAACACACCACACAAACCAACCAUGCCUAAAAGGAGCAAAUCGGCAGCAGGAGGAGAACCAGUAGUCAAAAGGAGAUCUAGCAGGUUGGAAAAUAAACCUGUACCUACAAAGGCUGAGGCCAAACCCAAGCCAAAGAAGGCACCCGCUAAGCCUAAGAAAGCCAAGGAGGUAGAGAAGGCCAAGCCUGAGGAGAAAGAACCCGAGGCCCCUGCAGAGAAUGGCGAAGCCAAAGCUGAGGAAGAGGCACCAGCCACAGAAGCAGCUGAUGAAAAAGAUGAGGCAGCAGAAUAACACCUCUCAAACCGCGUCUUUUACCAGUGCUCCCUGUACCUCUUUUCUUGUACAAUUCAGGGGAAUAUUUUUAUCAACUAUUUUCUAAAUACAGGUUUUUUAGUAGUUUGAUUGUAGAGAACACUUUUUUUUAAUGAAAGAAAAAAAGUCGAUUUGGAGACAGGAAUUUCAUCACAUCCCACAAUUUUGAAUCGCCAUAGAAUAUUGCGGUCAUUGUUGUUACUGUUGGUGGAUUUCAUUUCAGUUUUAAAUGUGAAGGAGGGGAGGGUGAGGGAUAGGUUACAGUGACAACACGCAAGCAUGAUGUUCACAGGAACUGGGUAAACAACGGGAAGAUACUUGCCUGCGUGGAUUACAUUCCAUAUGCUUUAUAAGGGACAUUGUAUGUAAUCUGCUGGGGUGGGGCUGGACAGAGUCACAGGGCAACUCAUUGUUUUAUUGUUUAUGAUGAAGAACAGUGUUUUAGAAUGUUUGUAAGCUUCCUCUAUGUUAACUCUUGUACUCAUGCAGUUUUCUUAACAAAUCUGAUCAAUAAAACCUAAAAUCGCUAGUACUGGAGCUCUCCCUAUCAGAACUGUGCAUCGCGUGUGUUGGUUGUGUCUCUGUUCUGUGAUAGCAUUGCAAUAAAUUUGUAUAGCUGCUGUGACGAGAAUUUUCAAUCUUUCUAUAUGCAGUGUGUCAUGGUACAAUUUCAGGAUGGUAAAAAUGGAAUUUGUUUUCUUAGCCAAGCUAAUGAGGUGUAUAACCUUUAAAAACAUCUGUUGAAACGAGCUUCUUAAAGGCUUGUAGACAACUGUACAUUUAUUUGAGAUGUCAAAUGCAUACCAGCAGUAGCAAUAUUCAUGUGAGUUUUAGGUAUCUGUAUCAAGUACAAGUGUGCAGUUUAUUUUUAUUUGUUUAUAGGUGUACCUGUUUAAUGAUUGUUAUCAACAAAACAAUAAAACUCGGUUGGUAGUUGUUGCA
This is a messenger RNA of Notolabrus celidotus (New Zealand spotty), 1417 nucleotides long. It is a transcript of the gene hmgn1b, whose product is annotated as non-histone chromosomal protein HMG-14B. The coding region runs from base 185 to 454 and encodes 89 amino acids. Gene Ontology annotation, molecular function: nucleosomal DNA binding. The transcript is spliced from 6 exons. The record is from RefSeq and is a predicted model, not a curated record. NCBI's taxonomy places the organism in Eukaryota, Metazoa, Chordata, Actinopteri, Labriformes, Labridae. Gene Ontology annotation, cellular component: nucleus; chromatin.